Owenia fusiformis is the source of this 1863-nucleotide messenger RNA. NCBI's taxonomy places the organism in Eukaryota, Metazoa, Annelida, Polychaeta, Sabellida, Oweniidae. The record is from the annotation of a GenBank genome assembly.
UAAGAAUAUUUUAUAGGAUAGGUUUACCUGAUUGAUGUUGGAUAUUUACGGGAUAGUUUCAGGCAGUGCGUGUUUGAUUAGACGGAUAACAAAAACGUGUGGAUUUUACACAAAGCUGUUAUGUUGCUAAACAUCGUCCAACUUAGGUCACGCAGCCUCAACCGUAACUCAGAGGCUGCCCUGCACAAUCUGAAUAUCUCGCCUGGAUUAACGGGGAUGUAUCAACAAAAAACAAUGGACAAACCCAAUGUUACUCAAUAUGAUGAAUUACGGGGAGUAAACACAACUGUUGAAAGUGUCAGUAUGGAGUACAAGGAGUACGGUGAAUAUCACGCGGUGCAGUUUAUUGUAAAGUACAUACCCCCUAUAUUGAUAAUAAUUGGACUUUUUGGAAAUAUUAUGACAAUAUUUGUGUUAGCAAGAUCAAGACUAAAGUACACAUCAUGCUCAAGAUACCUCAUCCUCUUAUCUGCCUCAGACUCGAUCAUCUUGCUCAUCGGUCUCGGCCAUUUCUGGCUGACGUUCGCAUUCCAAACAGAUAUCCGCAAUUUAUACCCGUGGAUGUGUAAAGUACAACCGUUUUUGCUCUACAGUGCUAACCAUUUUUCAGUCUGGCUAUUGGUGUCAGUGACAGUGGAAAGGGUUGUAACAAUAUAUAUGCCUCUUAGAGCAAAGACUAUCAUCACAAAAAAGAAGGUUUGGGGUAUAAUCGCAGUAAUCGGGAGCUGCGCUGUUUUAGUCAACGUCCAUACGCUAGUCACGUAUGAUCUCGUGUCAGUCAACGUUCCUGAAGGCGAAGUGGUAAUUUGUUUGUGCCCUGCUAGAUAUUGUCACUUUGCGAGAUAUGUGGCAGUGUGGAUUGACGCCAUAUUUGCGUCAUAUCUCCCAUUUACCAUCCUGAUAAUAUCUAACAUCUUUAUCAUUAAGGAAAUCACGAAAACAUCAACGAAAAAGAAGAGAUUAGCCCGCGGAUCUUCGCAGAGCUCAAUAAAAGCGAACGAUGAUCAAACGAGGUCAUUAACCAUCAUGCUUUUGGCUAUCAGUGUAAUUUUUCUACUCCUUACAAGUCCAGUUACAGUAUUUUUAGGAGGAUACGACCAUUUCAAACGACAGCUUAACGGUGACCAAAAGCUUAAACUACAAUUCCAACUAACAAAUGUGGUGGUUCACAUAAUUUGGUACUUAAAUAGUUCUGUGAAUUUUCUCAUGUAUUGCGUCAGCGGAAGUAGAUUCAGGCAAGAGUUAUUCGUGUUACUUUGCCGCCAAAAACGCAAACGACAUUUCGACUUCCGGGAGAAUUCGAUUGAUAAUAGCUACAGAUGCAAUGACGAACCUGCAGAAAGUGACCGCUCGUUAGUAAAAUCAAACGCUGGACAUAUCCGGGCAUCGAAUGGAUUGGGGAAAAUUGACCAAUCAAGCGCCACAACUGGAAGUAGUUCCGAACAGAGUCAAGCAAGAGGGUCACUUAUUCAAAUGAACCAACAGAUUAUAUAGUAUUCAAAUUAUCUUUAUGCUCAAUUUAAAAUCAAGGAUAUGAUUGGAAAAACUUUAAUAUUUCAAAACAGCAUAACACGGAGUAUUUAAGGCUAUUUCAGACAUGUAACAUAUAUUUAAAUAAGUCUUUAUUACAUAGUACAGGUUAUUUUUCAUGUCGAGGAACUACAAUCUUUGGAUUAAAAUUUGAGGACCAAUUAUUUACACAUACACUCAAUAUUCUUCUUACUUUGGUCAAUUAGCUGCAUUUUGUGAGUAUAGAAGCUGAGAUCAUUAAUGAGGUAAUUGACCAUCUUUAGGCACGGCUGCACCUUCUGAGUGAUAUUUUGGAACUACGUUCAGUGCAUUCGCACAAAGUGCUUUCAGGUG